AUGGGAAACAAAGAUAUUGAAAGGGCUUCUUUAAAAGAAAGGUCUCCACUGGAAGAAAAUAAACAUGUCAGAGCUGAAGGGUUUGGAGAAAACCAAAUUUACAAAACAGUGACAAAGAUUUUCGACAAAAAGGUUCCACAAGAUAAAGGUGAGUGGUCCAACAAAGAUCGGUUUAGAAGUCUUUUCAGUACGUUUUAUGAAGUACAUGGUGAUUCAUGGAUGUUUGGAGAAACCAAGGCUAUAUAUAAACAGGCAAUUGAAUUUGAAACUGUGAAUAUGAGGGAUAAAUUUUUGAUAAGAUAUGUCACAAGUCAAAGGAUAUCUAAGGAUAAAUUUGGCUCCAGGGAAGCAGUUGAAUUGUACUUGAGGUUUACUGAAUGGUACAUAAGGAGAGCUACAGGGAAAUUGAAGCUAAAUCAUUUAAGUAAUGUUCACCAGGGAACAUUUGGUGAAUGUAUCAAGCUUGCUAAAAGGCAUAAUGAGAAGGUACGACACUACAAAGAGAUUUAUUCAAAAGAGCUUCGAGUAUUCAGAAGAGCAGCUGGCCAGGAAGUUCCUAGUAAAUUGUUUGAUCAAAUGAUGGAAUUUGCAAUUUAUCUCUCAGCAUAA
Hansenula ciferrii is the source of this 609-nucleotide messenger RNA. RefSeq lists its product as uncharacterized. The transcript has a single exon. Lineage: Eukaryota; Fungi; Ascomycota; Saccharomycetes; Phaffomycetales; Wickerhamomycetaceae. Bases 1 to 609 code for a protein of 202 amino acids. The record is from RefSeq and is a predicted model, not a curated record.